This is a messenger RNA of Penaeus chinensis, 670 nucleotides long. RefSeq names its product cuticle protein AM1199-like. Bases 147 to 533 code for a protein of 128 amino acids. The transcript has 3 exons. Gene Ontology annotation, cellular component: chitin-based extracellular matrix. NCBI's taxonomy places the organism in Eukaryota, Metazoa, Arthropoda, Malacostraca, Decapoda, Penaeidae. Gene Ontology annotation, molecular function: structural constituent of chitin-based larval cuticle. The record is from RefSeq and is a predicted model, not a curated record.
UGCCGGUCCUACGGAAUGGGCUUUGAGUCUUUAGUAGUUUGUCCUUCGCGUCGUCCCGAUGACCUCUGCAGCCUAGAUGGAAGCCGUAUAUAUACAGCUCCUUCAUCUUUCCCUGGCAGUAUCUACACGCUCACCAAACCGACGGAAUGAAGCUGAUUGUCCUUGCCUGCCUGGCCGCCGCGGCCCUCGCCGCCCCCCGCCCCCAGGAGGACCCGGUCGCCAUCCUUCGCGACGACCGCCAGGACGACGGCGACGGCAACUUCAAGUACGAGUUCGAGUCCGACGAUGGCACCUUCGUGUCUGCCGUUGGCACUCCUGGCGCCGAAGGCCAGAGCAACAUCCAGGGGUCUUACAGGUUCACCCUCCCCGACGGCACCAUCGCCGAAGUCACCUACAUCGCCGACGAGAACGGCUUCCAGCCCCAGUCCGACCUCCUCCCCACCCCCCACCCCCUCCCCGCCCACGCCAUCGAGCAGAUCCGAUUCGCCGAGGCGCAGCGCGCGGCGCAACCGGCCGCAGCCUCUUCCUUCUAGAUCCCCAGUGCCAAUCCUCCUUCUAGAUCCUCGGCGCGAACUGCAAAUCACCGUGAGAAAGGAAUUAAUAUUGUAAAAACGAAAAACUUACUAUUUUCGCAGUUUUUAUGUGGUUUUAAUGAAAUGUAAUAAUGUAA